AUGCUCGGAGGUCAUUCAAAUAACAGAGCGAAUGAAGUUAAAGAGCUGGGUAGCUUGCUCGUGGGACUCGCGAACGAUGCGCAGCACCAGGGAUUGGAUAUCUCUGGGAUCUUCAGACAGAAAGUCUGCCACUUUACCGGACAUCCAGCAUUAAGUUCUAGAGCUAAUCUAUGGAAAAUGACGAGCACCGAAAGACGAGAUAUCAUUUCACUCGCCAAGAACGGAGGUAUCGAAGUUAAAGAUGGCCCACGCCCGACAGCGGAAGAUACAACAAGUCGCCCGGACCAGACAUGGGAUGUUCUAGAACAGAUAUCCUAUGAACCCUCAAGCGCUCGCACUCUACAGCACACUGAACCCGCUCUACGUCCUCCACAUAUUCUUGUUGAAGACGCAGCGUCGGAGUUGGAAAACAUGAGGCGAGCUAGGGAUAACGCAUUAAUAGAAGUAGAGGAGCUUAAGCAGCGGGUCGGGUUGCUCGAGCGAGAACGAGAUGACGCAAUAAAGGCUUGUAAUAAUCUCAAGAGCGCCAAUCAUCGUCUUGAAGGCAAGAUUGAGGGAAUGAAAGAUGUAGUCACCACUAUCGCCCAAAAAUAUCGAUAA
Orbilia oligospora ATCC 24927 is the source of this 600-nucleotide messenger RNA. RefSeq lists its product as uncharacterized. The record is from RefSeq and is a predicted model, not a curated record. Lineage: Eukaryota; Fungi; Ascomycota; Orbiliomycetes; Orbiliales; Orbiliaceae. The coding region runs from base 1 to 600 and encodes 199 amino acids. The transcript has 2 exons.